Molecule: messenger RNA, 1118 nt
Organism: Prunus mume (Japanese apricot)
Lineage: Eukaryota; Viridiplantae; Streptophyta; Magnoliopsida; Rosales; Rosaceae
Source: RefSeq, a predicted model, not a curated record
CCCAAAAAUUGAAUCCACUAUUCUUCAAACCUCCAUUAACCAAAAAUUAAAACAUUAAAAAUUCACUAAUAAAAAAUGCUUUUGACGGUACGGUCGGUAGACCGUAUAUAAAGUCUCGUUCCUCCUCCACUCUCUCACAUCUUCUACCACUCUCUCUCUCAAACACCUAAAUUUUCUCUCAUAUUUUCCUCUUAUCCAAACAACCCUCCAGAAUCUCCCCUUUCUCUCUUCCCAAUUUCCUUUCUCAAUGGCAAGGUCCAUCUCUCAAACCCUUACCCUAACCCGCCACCUCUCAUCCAAAUCAUCGCCGUCUUCUUCGUCUCGCCUAAUAACCCUCCGAGCCCAAUCCAACCUUCCUUUUCACCAUGACCCAACAACAGACUCAUCCACCGACUCUCCUUCUGAUCCCCUUUUGCGAAAGCUCGAGGACGCCAUCCACCGGAUCAUGGUCCGCCGAUCCGCACCCGAUUGGCUACCGUUUCUUCCCGGUACCUCCUACUGGGUCCCACCGCCCCGGUCAAGAUCCACCGGUCUGGCUCAGCUGGUCGAUAAGCUGGCCAACCCUUUGACUGAGGAGGAGACCAUGUCUAUGACCACCAUUAGAGGCUGGCCUUCUUCUGCUUACUUCAUAGAAGGUGCAUCUCCACAACCGAUGGAGGCGGUGGAUCAAAGUUCUAAUAACGUGUCCUCCAAGUCUGAAGAUGAGGAAGGAUGAACAAUGUAUUUCUCAAAACCGGCAUCUGAGGCUCAUCUGGUCUUGUAAAUUGUAUGGAGGAGGACAAAAGGUGCAUUGAUGAAAGGCAUUUCGUCAAGGUGAAGAGCUGUACAGAUGCAACCUGGUUAGCCAGGUAGAAUGACUUCUAUCCAAGAGUUCAAGUUCACAACCCAAAGGGAGUUGACUGUAAUUAUUCUUCGUGUAUGUACAGUUGAUUAUCGUAGUUUAAUUUCAGUUGAAUUGUAUUUUAUUUGUACCCUUCCUUGCAUGUUUAAUUUGCUCUAUUUGGGUUUACCAUCUACAUUUCAGUUUUUAUCUGAAUGUCCAUGUAAAUAUAGUGAAAAUUACAUCAAUCCUUUUUGUUCAUUGAUAUAAUAAUACCUCGGCUCGUUUUCGGAAUUAA